This is a messenger RNA of Astyanax mexicanus (Mexican tetra), 9282 nucleotides long. RefSeq names its product filamin C, gamma a (actin binding protein 280) (gene flnca). Gene Ontology annotation, molecular function: actin filament binding. The record is from RefSeq and is a predicted model, not a curated record. Bases 439 to 8619 code for a protein of 2726 amino acids. The transcript has 48 exons. Gene Ontology annotation, biological process: actin cytoskeleton organization. NCBI's taxonomy places the organism in Eukaryota, Metazoa, Chordata, Actinopteri, Characiformes, Acestrorhamphidae.
UCCUGUGUGGAGCAUGACAGCGGCAUUCCUGCAGCCUGACGGGGGAAGGGGGUGCCAGCACUUAUAACCCGACAGUUUAUAAGCGAGCACAGCUCAACUGCCCCUAUUCCCACAGAGAGAGAGAGAGAGCGACUGAUCUCCAAACUGAGGCUGUACAGCACAACUCCAUUAAGAAGGGCCGACUACUUUUGACAAGAGACUGCCAAUUAAAAACGAGGACCGGCUGGCUUGUAAACCAUAAAUCGGAUUAUUUCAUUCAUCACUGUCCUGACAGAAGUGUCCCUUUAACAAGUAGGUUUGAAAAUCUUUCUGUUUUUUUAACCUCAUCAAAGUUCUGGCCUGUUGGAGCAGCUCGCACCAUCCUGCCGAACCGCACAGCAACAAAAUCUCACCUCCAGCCCAACUGAGCUAUAAAAGCCUCCAGCACCCAAAGAAAGGAUGAUGAGCCACAAAACCUCGCUGGACGACCAGCUGCCCCAGUACCACCAGGCCACCGAUCUGGGGGAGGAAGAAGACGACGAGAUGCCUGCAACAGAAAAAGAGCUGGCUGAGGAUGCGCCCUGGAAGAAGAUCCAGCAGAACACCUUCACCAGGUGGUGCAAUGAGCACCUGAAGUGCAUCAACAAAAAUGUCACAGACCUACAGAGGGACCUGGGUGAUGGCCUUAAGCUCAUAGCCCUGCUGGAGGUGCUCAGCCAGAAAAAGAUGUACAGGAAGCACCAUGUCAGACCCAACUUCAGACAGAUGAAACUGGAAAAUGUCUCUGUGGCUUUGGAGUUUCUCGACAGGGAGAGAAUCAAACUGGUGUCAAUAGACAGUAAAGCCAUUGUGGAUGGAAACCUGAAGCUCAUUCUGGGUAUGAUCUGGACGCUCAUCUUGCACUAUUCCAUCUCCAUGCCCAUGUGGGACGAUGAUGAUGACGAAGAGAAGAAGAAACUCACUCCUAAGCAGCGUCUGCUUGGCUGGAUCCAGAACAAAGUCCCCCAGCUGCCCAUCAACAACUUCAACCGUGACUGGAGGGACGGCAAGGCACUGGGAGCGCUGGUGGAUAACUGUGCUCCAGGUUUGUGUCCAGACUGGGAAACAUGGGACCCAAAUCAGCCAGUGGAAAAUGCGAGGGAGGCCAUGCAGCAGGCAGACGACUGGCUGGGAGUACCCCAGGUGAUCGCCCCAGAGGAGAUCGUAGACCCUGAUGUGGAUGAACACUCAGUGAUGACGUAUCUCUCACAGUUCCCUAAAGCCAAGCUGAAGCCUGGUGCUCCGGUGAAGCCCAGACAGUUACACCCCAAAAAGGCCAAAGCCUACGGCCCUGGUAUUGAGCCAGAGGGCAACAUGGUAAUGAAACCAGCUGUGUUCACGGUGGAGACGCUGGACGCUGGUCUGGGCGAGGUUAUAGUGUAUGUGGAGGAUCCAGAGGGAUACAGAGAAGAGGCCAAAGUUGUUCCCAACAAUGAUAAGAAGAGGACAUACUCCGUCAGUUACGUACCCAAGGUGGCUGGACCUCAUAAGGUGAAGGUGCUGUUUGCUGGACAGGACAUUGAUAAGAGCCCUUUCUCGGUUAAUGUGGCUAAGACUGUUGGUGACCCCAACAAAGUGCAGGCCAGAGGGCCUGGGCUGGAGCCCACGGGCAAUGUGACUCAAAGGCCCACCUACUUUGACAUCUAUACUGCUGGUGCCGGAGCUGGUGAUGUCAGUGUCGUCAUUGUAGAUCCUCAGGGGAAAAAGGACACUGUGGAGGUUAUUCUAGAAAACAAGGGCGACAGCGUUUUCCGCUGCACCUACCAGCCUGUGCUGGAAGGACCUCACACCAUUCAUGUGUCGUUUGCUGGACAGCCCAUCCCCAAAAGCCCCUUCAAAGUUCACAUCUCUGAAGCUCCUGUAAGUGCUUCUCCAGCACUGCAGAUUCUCCCCCAGUCAGUGCGCACUCCGCCUGCAGGGAAACAGCCCCACAAACCUAAAGCCAGCAAUGCGAGCGCCUGUCGGGCCACUGGGCGAGGACUGCAGCCCAAGGGCGUCCGCGUGAAGGAGGUGGCCGACUUCCGGGUCUUUACUAAAGGUGCAGGCACUGGAGAACUGAAGGUUUCGGUUAAAGGCCCAGGGGGAGCUGAAGUGCCAGUGAAGGUGCGUGACGUUGGUGAUGGAGUGUAUGAAUGUGACUAUCGCCCCACCGUUCCUGGAAAAUACACUGUAACCAUAACCUGGGGAGGUCAGGCAAUUCCACGCAGCCCGUUUGAGGUGGAAGUGGGUGUGCAGGCGGGGCUGCAGAAGGUGCGAGCCUGGGGUCCGGGUUUAAAGACGGGCAUGGUGGGCAAGUCUGCAGACUUUGUGGUUGAGGCCAUCGGCACUGAGGUUGGAUCUCUCGGAUUUUCCAUUGAGGGCCCAUCACAGGCUAAGAUCGAGUGUGAGGAUAAAGGCGAUGGAUCGUGUGACGUUCGCUACUGGCCCACAGAGCCUGGAGACUACGCCGUCCAUGUUAUCUGUGAUGAUGAGGAUAUUAAGGACAGCCCCUUCAUGGCCCACAUCUUGCCCGCAGCUAAUGAUGUCUUCCCUGAAAAGGUUCGAGCCUUUGGUCCUGGUCUGCAGCCCACUGGAGUGAUUGUGAACAUGCCAGCCGAGUUUACCAUUGAUGCACGGCAGGCAGGGAAGGGCGAACUGAAGAUUUACGCUCAGGAUGCUGAAGGAUGCAUUAUUGACAUCAAGAUUACUGAUAAAGGUGACGGCACCUUUGUGUGUGUCUACGUCCCGAAAAAGCCAAUUAAGCACACCAUCAUCAUCAGCUGGGGUGGAGUCAAUGUACCUAACAGCCCAUACAGGGUUCUUGUUGGUGAGGGCUGCCACCCAGAUAAAGUAAAGGUGUAUGGUCCUGGAGUGGAAAAAACUGGUCUGAAAUCCAGUGAGCCCACAUACUUCACAGUGGACUGCGGUGAAGCUGGCCAAGGUGACAUCAGCAUUGGAAUAAAGUGUGCAGCAGGAGUUGUGGGAACAGCUGAGGCAGACAUUGAUUUUGACAUAAUCAAAAAUGACAACGACACUUUUACUGUGAAGUACACACCCCCUGCUCCGGGACGCUACACGGUCAUGGUACUGUUUGCUGAAAAGGAGAUUCCCAGCAGUCCAUAUAAAGUAAAGGUAGAACCCUCUCAUGAUGCUGGAAAGGUGCGAGCAGAGGGUCCAGGACUGAACAAAACAGGUGUACAAGUGGACACUCCAACCCAUUUCACCAUUUUCACCAAGGGAGCAGGCAAGGCAAAACCAGAGGUCCAUUUCAGCACAGGACAGAAAGGAAACCCAGUGAAAGACUUUGAGAUUAUUGAUAAUCACGAUUACUCCUACACUGUCAAAUACACUGCACUUCAGCAGGGUAAUAUGAGCAUCUCAGUAACCCAUGGAGGAGACCCCGUCCCUAAAAGCCCUUUCAACAUCUCUGUAGCACCUCCUCUAGAUCUAAGUAAAGUCAAGGUGCAAGGUCUCAAUGAAAAGGUGGAGGUGGGUAAAGACCAGGAGUUCACUGUUAACACACAGGGGGCGGGAGGCCAGGGCAAUGUUGGAGUGAAGAUGGUCUCACCCUCGGGCCGGCCUAUUCCGUGCAAGCUGGAGCCGGACAGGGCUAAAGGGGUCACUAAUGUGAAGUACAUUCCCCCUGAAGAGGGUCAGUAUAAGGUGGAUGUCAGCUAUGAUGGAAACCCUGUGCCAGGAAGCCCAUUCGCUGUGGAAGCUCUCAUGCCUGCUGACCCAUCAAAGGUAAGAGCAUAUGGACCAGGACUGAAGGGAGGCAUUGUGGGCAAACCAGCUCCAUUCAGCAUUGACACUAAAGGAGCGGGUGCAGGUGGGCUGGGCCUGACGGUGGAGGGUCCAUGUGAAGCUAAGAUUGAAUGCCAGGACAAUGGGGAUGGAACAUGCUCAGUUUCCUACCUGCCCACCGAAGCCGGAGACUACAACAUUAACAUCUUGUAUGGAGAAAAACACAUCCCUGGAUCUCCCUUUAAAGCUGCGGUUAAACCGGCACUGGACGCGAGCCGGGUGACGGUGAGCGGUCCUGGGCUGGAGAGAGCGAAAGCCGGUGAGGUGGCCACUUUCACUGUGGACUGCAGCAGGGCUGGCGAGGCCGAGCUCACAGUGGAAAUCGUGUCAGACUCUGGGGCUACGGCAGAGGUGCGAAUCUAUAACAACAACGACGGAACAUUCUCCGUCACCUACACUCCCCAAUCUGACGGCCCAUACACCAUCAGCAUUCGCUACGGUGGCCAGAUGGUCCCAAAAUGCCCCAUUCGCAUACAGGUGGAGCCUGCAGUGGACACCAGUGGAGUUAAAGUCUAUGGACCUGGAGUGGAACCCAAAGGUGUGCUCAGGGAUGUGACCACGCACUUCAUUGUGGACGCUCGUGCUCAGAACAAAAUGGGAGGAAAUCACAUCAGAGUGCGAAUCAUCAAUCCAUCAGGCUCUAACACGGACACACACAUCACAGAUAAGGGUGACGGCACAUACAGGGUGGAGUACACUGCGUUUGAAGAUGGACUGCAUCUGAUUGAAGUUUUCUAUGAUGAAGUUGCUGUUCCUAAGAGCCCGUUCAGAGUCUCUGUGGUUGAAGGGUGUGACCCCUCUCGUGUUCGGGCCUACGGUCCAGGACUGGAAGGAGGAAUUGUGAAUAAACCCAACUGCUUCACUGUAGAGACUCGGGGAGCCGGGGCCGGCGGGUUAGGCCUUACCAUUGAGGGUGCGUCUGAGGCUAAGAUGUCCUGUAAGGAUAAUAAGGAUGGCAGCUGCAGUGUGGAAUACGUUCCCUUUAUCCCUGGAAACUACGACAUUAACAUCACCUACGGAGGCCAGCCCAUUCCAGGUAGUCCGUUCCAUGUCCUUGUCAGAGACGUGGUGGAUGCAAGUAAGGUGAAGUGUUCGGGUCCUGGUCUGGGCAGUGGAGUCAGAGCCCAUGUCCCACAAACCUUCACUGUAGACUGCAGCAAGGCAGGCCUGGCUUCACUGGAUGUGAAGCUGUAUGGACCGGGAGGUGCAACUGAACCUGUCGCUGUCCUCAACAAUGGUGAUGGAACACACACAGUGAACUACACUCCUUCGGAGGAGGGGCCAUACACUGUGGCUGUCAAAUACGCAGACAAAGAUGUCCCCCGCAGUCCGUUUAAGGUUCACUCCAGUCCGGCACAUGAUGCCAGUAAAGUCCGUGCCAGCGGUCCUGGACUGGACAAAGCUGGAGUGCCUGCAAGUCUACCAGUGGAGUUCACUAUCGAUGCCCGGGAUGCAGGGGAGGGCCUUCUCACUGUGCAGAUCCUGGAUCCUGAGGGAAAGCCGAAGAAAGCCAGUAUCCAGGAUAACAAAGACGGAACCUACACUGUGUCCUAUGUGCCUGAUGUGACAGGCCGCUACACCAUCACUAUAAAAUAUGGUGGUGAUCAGAUCCCCUUCUCUCCUUACUCCAUACAGGCACGGCCCACUGGAGACGCCAGCAAAUGCCUGCUCUCAGUGUCUAUUGGAGGACGUGGAGUUGGCAGUCUGGGGCCCAAUAUACAGAUGUGUGAAGAGACGGUGAUCAGUGUGGAUGCUAAGGCUGCUGGGACAGGAAAGGUGACCUGUAAGGUUCUCACUCCAGACGGAGCUGAACUGGACGUAGACGUUGUGGAGAAUUUAGAUGGCACUUUUGAUAUUUAUUAUACGGCCCCUGAACCUGGAAAAUAUGUGAUCACCAUCCGGUUUGGAGGACAGCAUAUUCCAAACAGCCCCUUCCACGUACAGGCUACAAAGGAACCAGUGGUGCCACGAGAUGAGAAGCAGCCCCAGUUCCGCCCCAUCAACCUGCUCAUUCCCUUCACUGUACAGCAGGGUGCUCUCACUGGUGAGGUCCGCAUGCCUUCGGGGAAAACGGCACGGCCUCUGAUCAGAGACAACAAAGACGGGACAGUGACGGUGAAAUAUGCUCCCACAGAGAGAGGCCUGCACGAGAUGGACAUAAAAUAUGAUGGAAACCAUAUUCCAGGAAGUCCACUGCAGUUCUUUGUGGAUGCUGCAGAAAGCGGGAUGGUUACAGCGUAUGGACCUGGCCUGUGUCACGGCACAGUCAACAAACCUGCUACUUUUACUGUGGUCACCAAAAAUGCUGCUGAAGGUGGGCUCUCUCUCGCUGUAGAGGGGCCAUCCAAGGCUGAAAUCAGCUGCAAAGACAAUAAAGAUGGAACCUGCACUGUGUCUUACCUGCCCACUGCACCUGGAGAUUACAACAUUAUCGUGAAGUUUGAUGGCAAGCACAUUCCUGGCAGUCCAUUCACAGCUAAGAUCACAGGUGAUGAUUCUCUGAGGACGUCUCAGCUGAAUGUGGGCUCUGCGGCCGAUGUUUCACUUAAAAUCACAGAGACCGACCUGAGCUCACUAACCGCCAGCAUCAGAGCACCAUCUGGAGCAGAACAGCCAUGCCUACUGAAAACACUGCCCAACCGCCACAUCGGUCUUUCCUUCACUCCUAAAGAAGUAGGGGAGCAUGAGGUUAGUGUGAAAAAGAGUGGAAAGCAUGUCAAUAACAGUCCAUUUAAAAUCAUGGUGGGUCCAUCUGAGAUCGGAGAGGCCAGCAGGGUCAGGGCUUUCGGGAAAGGCCUGAUGGAAGCACACACCUUCGAAGUGGCUGAAUUCUUUGUUGACACGAGAAACGCAGGUUAUGGGGGGCUGGGGCUGUCUAUUGAGGGUCCCAGUAAGGUGGAUAUAAAGUGUGAGGAUGUUGAGGACGGAACAUGCAGAGUUACAUACUGUCCCACAGAGCCGGGCAACUACAUCAUCAACAUCAAAUUUGCAGAAAAGCACAUUCCAGGGAGUCCAUUUACAGUGAAGGUGACAGGAGAAGGAAGGAUGAAGGAGAGCAUCAUGAGGAAGAGGCAGGCUCCCUCCAUCGCUUCAGUGGGCACCAUCUGUGAUCUGAAUCUCAAAAUUCCAGGAAACUGGUUCCAGAUGGUUUCUGCUCAGGAGCGUCUGACCCGCACCUUCACACGCAGCAGCCACACGUACACACGCACCGAGCGCACGGAAAUCAGCAAGACCCGCGGGGGAGAGACCAAACGUGAGGUCCAUGUGGAGGAGAGCACGAAGGUGGGAGGGAGAGACCCUUUCAGAGACAUUUUCGGAUCAAUCCUGGGCAGAGAGAGUCUGGGCUGCUUUGGAUCUCUCACAUCUAAAGAGGAUGUGCAGGGUAUGACGGCUCAGGUGACCAGCCCUGGGGGGAAGGUUGUGAAUGCAGAGCUUGUGGAAAGUGGAGACAGCACCUAUAGCGUACGUUUCGUACCGACUGAGAUGGGCUCCCACACAGUCAGUGUGAAGUACAGUGGUCAGCAUGUCCCUGGAAGCCCUUUCCAGUUUACUGUAGGACCCCUAGGCGAGGGGGGCCCACACAAGGUCCGAGCCGGAGGUACCGGACUGCAAAGAGGAAUUGCUGGAGUGCCCACGGAGUUCAGUAUCUGGACCCGAGAGGCUGGUGCAGGAGGCUUGUCCAUCGCAGUUGAGGGACCCAGCAAGGCGGAGAUUUCCUUUGAGGACAGGAAGGAUGGAUCGUGUGGAGUGUCUUACAUAGUGCAAGAGCCUGGUGACUAUGAAGUGUCAAUCAAGUUCAACAAUGAGCACAUCCCUGACAGUCCAUUUAUUGUACCUAUUGCCACAUUGUCCGACGAUGCUCGGAGAUUAACCGUCACCAGCCUUCAGGAGAAGGAUCUGAGGGUGUAUCAGGAAGCCUCUUUUGCAGUGCAGCGUAACGGGGCGCGGGGUGUGAUUGAUGCCAAGGUCCACAGUCCCUCCGGCGUGGUGGAGGAGUGUUAUAUCACUGACGUAGAUGCUGAUAAGAGCGCCAUUCGCUUCAUUCCACGGGAGAACGGCGUCCACUCCAUCGAUGUGAAGUUUAACGGCAGCCACAUCCCUGGCAGCCCCUUUAAUGUGCGUGUGGGUGAGACGGGUCAUGCAGGAGAUCCAGGCCUGGUGUCUGCUUAUGGCCCCGGUCUGCAGGCCGGCUGCACAGGUGUUCCUGCUGAGUUUGUGGUCAACACCUGUAAUGCUGGGUCCGGGGCUUUAUCUGUGACGAUUGACGGCCCCUCCAAAGCAAAAAUGGACUGUGUGGAGUGCGCAGAGGGCUACAAAAUCAACUACACCCCUAUGGCUCCCGGCAAUUAUCUCAUCUCCAUCAAAUACGGUGGACCACAGCACAUCGUGGGAAGCCCCUUUAAAGCUAAAAUCACAGGUGUCCGUCUGUCUGGAGGCCACAGUUUGCACGAAACCUCCUCCGUUCUUGUGGAGACAAUGACUAAAAGCUCGAAGGUGGCUGGAGCCUACAGCUCUGCAUCCAGUUCUUCACUGUCCUCCGACGGCAGCAGGGUGGUGUGUCAGGGGGCUGGACUGACCAGAGCUUUUAUAGGUCAGAAAAACAUCUUCACUGUGGACUGCAGCAAAGCAGGCACCAACAUGCUGAUGGUUGGAGUUCACGGCCCCCGGACGCCCUGCGAGGAUGUUUAUGUGAAGCACUUGGGCAACAGGCUCUACAACGUCACUUACACCGUGAAGGAAAAGGGAAACUACGUGGUGAUUGUGAAGUGGGGAGACGAAACAGUGCCUGGAAGCCCCUUCCACGUGACCGUGCCCUGAAUGAUGACCCCCUAACGCCCACGCCGCUGAGCUGAAAUGCACUAUGAAAAUGCUGGAGACUUUUUCUUAACGAGGAAGGAGAGUCGUCUUUACUGUGUGUGCCAAAACAUUUUAUACUAAAGUAAAAGUCCAGCGGCUUUUUAACACUUCCUUUAUCUCAAAAUAAAAUAAAGGGCUCUGGAUUAUCCACUGGCUCUUAUAUGUGUUUAGAAAUUUUUAUUAUUACUUUUAUUAUCAUGGUUAUUGAUUAUGGUCUGCAGAUGCAGCAGAUCAGGGCCGAGGUUAAAAAGUGUUGGAGAAUUCCUUACAGAAAUGUGUCUAGAAAUGUCCUGCUUUUGUGUUUCCCCUAAUCAUGAAGCUGAAGCUCUGUCUCACAGAGGAAAAAGACUACAGAUGUGCUGAUCCAGAUGCACUCUUUAGGUUUUGUUUUAUUUGGACAUUUUUGACAUUAAAAGUCUUUCUUUUAAUAUCAAUAAAAUAUUAGUUUCAGAUUGAGUUUAACAGGGGAGACCGUGCCUUUUAGUGUGAACGUUGUGAUGUGUUAAACAGCUUUAAGUGUGUAACUUUUGUGUGUAUGGUUUUAUAUGCUUCAAAAGAGUGUUUUGUUAAAUUAACCAAAUGGCUGGUAAAUAUUUGCAGACCUAAUAAAGAUUAUAAAGCUAA